Molecule: messenger RNA, 3048 nt
Organism: Notolabrus celidotus (New Zealand spotty)
Lineage: Eukaryota; Metazoa; Chordata; Actinopteri; Labriformes; Labridae
Product: transcription factor Spi-B
Exons: 5
Coding region: 1855-2763 (302 amino acids)
Biological process (GO): cell differentiation; regulation of transcription by RNA polymerase II
Cellular component (GO): nucleus
Molecular function (GO): DNA-binding transcription factor activity, RNA polymerase II-specific; sequence-specific DNA binding
Source: RefSeq, a predicted model, not a curated record
UUUGUAGAAGUUUCAAAAUUGUUAAUUUGUCUUCUUUAUCCUGUUCUCUUUUCAAUCAGCAGUCUAUCUGAGGUGAAAUGAACAAGUUCUCCUUCAUUCUAAUGUGUCUCAGAUCUUCUCUGAGGGGAAUCCCUCUGCUCCGGCGAAAAAGACACAGAUAAACUGUCAGGACUGUACUGGAAUCCACGUCUGAAGUAUUCACACAUGACAUAACACCAAGGCAGCAUUGCUGAAGUACAUUCUGAAUGAUGACAUGUGUUCUAAAUGUGGGCUGUGACGCAACACGUGUCCCUGUCUAAUGCAAUACAAUGGUUUGGGAACAACAUCAUUUUAUUUAGCAGCAUGAGGAAGCAAGUUUUAGAGAAUCCUGAAUACAAGAGGGAGAGUUAUGUUCAUUAACUCAGCCUGGGAAGGUUUGAAGAGUGAGAGGGAGAGUUACUCUGUGUGUCACUUUUAUUCAGUAACUAGCUAUAGUGUGGCUUCUGUCCAAAGCAAUAUUGUAGAAAUGUUGCUGAUAAUCUGUCAGUCAGAUAGGUUUAUGAUCAUAGCGUGCCAAGUGGUGCUACAGCACAGUCAUUUUAACUAGCUGUAUAUCAAUGUCUUAGGAAACAGCUCAUGAUGUAGUUGUUCACUGAAAUAAGGUUGUCUUAAGUUUGAACAAUUUGGUUGUCAUCAACUUUGAAGCCCCUGUGAGGAGUUUUUAUCUGGAUUUGGCAUGAGGCACUUUUAUGAGCAACCGAAGCAAGCAAGACGAUUGACAAGAUUUGCAAUUUCUAUAUUGUAAUUUUUAAUGCCUUCAGCAACAAAAGGGGGUAGGUAUUAGACCUGAUGAUUGACAGCACGCAGAAGAAAAGCCUGUUUUUACUUUUCUCAGUACAAAUAUUCAGUGAGUGAUGUAUGUGAUUGUUAAAAGAUAAGAGGGUGGUAUUUUUUGUGGGGAAACCCUACUUCUGCAUGUACAGGGCAAGAUCUACAAAGAGAUAUGGGUUAGCACUUUGUCCACAGGGGGCGCCACAAUCUAGACAAACACAAAGUUCCUCAGAGGACCUUUAACUCAACCUGUGAAGCAGUCCUAGAUGGAUGCAUGGACAAAUAAAGAAUGCAAAAUAUUAUCACAGCUAAAAUGUUGAACUAACUUGUGUUCAAGAAUGUUUAUAUAAUUAUUUUUAACUGUGCUUUUCAGAUUGUAUUUGUUCCUAUUUUACUUGCAAUGCACAUUUAAUAUAUAUAUUUUUUUUUUACUUUAUUUAUGAAGUUUUGAGUUUAUACAACACAUAAACACACACACAUACUGAACUUGUACAGACAAUACCCCAUAAUAACAUGCACUGCUUAUGGAUGAUAAUGAAAGAGUUGUGUGUAGCUCAAGCUGAAAGUCUCAGUAACAAAUUCAAUGUGAAGUAUAAAACUAAAUCCUUAUUUUCUGUGGUAGCUCAGCCUCAUCUGAGCAAAUUAUAAAAACCUACAAACACGUUUCAAUUCCUUGACUUUUAACCACCUGUAACUACCCACUCUGGAUGUCCUAUGAAGCAGACACAAAUAAAGUUCUGUAGACCACUCCCCCUUCUACACUCUCUUAGCCAAAAGGGGUUGGCCCCAUGUGUGCACAGACUAUAAGAGAGGUGAUAUCCAGGUUGAGCAUCAUCAUACAGGUGUGCUUUCACAUUCUCAUAUCUUCACCUUCUGCUGCCUGAGGAUACUACUUCACUGGACCAGAAACAGGAUUACACACCUCUGACACAACAAGGUACAGAAAUCUUCCUGGCUGAGCUCAUUCAUUCAGCUCCUGACGUUGUGUAUUUUGUUUUUAGUUUUCACAUGACUCAGAAUCUGUCUCUGAUAAGUUAGAGAAGUAUGUGUGAUGGCAUACUUUCAUUUCUCUGUUUCUCUCACGAUGUGAGUUUUGAUUCUGGUGUCUCACAGCAGUGUCUCUUUGUCUUUUCAGAUUGUCUUUCAAUUAUGUUGGCAGAAGUUGAAACGAUGGCUUACGUAGCCGAGAGGCUGUGUGGAGAUCGUGUUGCCUGGAGCAGAGGGGCUCCCUCCUCUUGCUCAGAGGUAGACCUGGAAGUCAUUGAGGAGUACCUGCAGGAGCACUCACAGGAAGUCCAACCUGUGCACACACCUGUAUCAUCUCCCACCACCAUGGGGCAACAACGAAUGCACACACACUCCCAUCAUGGCACCAGGAUCAUAGAGAACAGCUGGUCAGGUCAGCAUCCAUUUAUGUGGUAUUGUGGCUCUCACGCUCCAAAUGAGGAUUACGAAGAUCAAGCCCUGCCUCCAGCAUGGGUGAAUCCCCAUUGGGACCACAUUCCAUAUCCCUAUGAGGCCCACCCAAGCUUUGACUCAGACACCCAGUCCAGUAGCUCCCAGUGCCAGGAAUACCGAGAUUCAUCAUCGCCAUCAAGUGACAGGGAAGAGAGGAAAGAAUCCCUGUCGUUCACUCCGCUCUCAGGAAAGAGGAAGGAGCGGUUGUUCCAGUUUCUAUUUGAGAUGCUCCAGACACCAUCAAUGAGGAGCUGCAUCUGGUGGGUUCAGUCCUCCGUCGGCACGUUCCAGUUCUCCUCCCAAAACAAAGAGCGCUUGGCUCAGCUGUGGGGCCAACGAAAGGGUAAUCGCAAGCCCAUGACCUACCAGAAAAUGGCCCGGGCACUGAGGAACUACUCGCGUACGGGAGAGAUUCAAAAGGUGAAGAGGAAACUCACCUACCGUUUUGAUGAGAAGACGCUGAGGGGCCUAAGGGAAGACUCUAAUGCAGUAUAGGAAUACAUAUUAAUAAGCAAGAUGGAUAUUCAGGGCACACCAUGGGUUGUGUCAUUUUCUGCUUAAUAUGAUUCUAUGACAUGCAGUAGCAAGUGAAUACUGAGUAUUUAUAAACCCAGCAAGGGAAGCAUUUUAACUCAUAGGUUUCUCUCUCAAAGACAAUUGAUGACAUAAGAGGAAAGGGAAAUCUUGGUUGUGAUGCUGGCAUUAAGAAGAAAGUAAAUCUAAAAGGUUAUCAUGUAUCUACUUUAUAAGUAGAACUUAAGUCAUUUUAAAUAUAGAAGA